CAGAUUACGACAUUGUGAAGCUGUACUAACCACACACCAAGACUAUUUUCUACUUCACUGGACAAGGAUUCACCCACAUCAGCAAACCUGUCAGAAUAUUAUAAGAAGUUUGAUUGGCGGAUAAAAAUAAACAGCUCAACACACGAAGACAAACUUUCAGUCUACACGCAUCAAAGAGUUGUCCUGUCCUCGAGUCUUUAGGUCCUACAGGACUUUUUUUUUACUACUUGGAAGUUUAUGUAUUCGUUGAUCAGUUUUACUUGUGUAAGAUGUAAUCAGAUGGAUAUGUAAUGUGAACAGGACCUAUUUGUUACAUUUUAUGAGGAUAUUAGUGACGUCAUGACAACGAUGACUGCAGGGAAGGGGCGGCCACCGGACAGUCGGAUUGUCGUUCUUGGGAACUCUGGAGUCGGGAAAUCAGCCUUGAUUGUGAGGUUCUUGACCAACAGGUUUAUAUGGGAGUAUGACCCUACAUUAGAACGGACGUACAAGCACCAGACCCUGCUAGAUGACGAGCCCACGCUAAUGGAGAUAUUGGAUACAGCUGGACAGGAGGAGACAAUCCAGCACGAGGGCAACAUCCGGUGGGCAGACGGCUUUGUCCUGGUGUACGCCAUCAACGACCGUCAGAGUUUCGAGGCCGCGGGGGUCAUCAAGCAGCACCUGGACCAGGUCAAGAAGACCAACGUCUUGUGUACGCUGGUGGGUAACAAGGUUGACCUACUCCACGAGAGGAGGGUGGGGACAGACGAAGGCGAGAGUCUGGCACAGGAGAUGUCUUGUGGGUUUGUCGAGACGUCUGCCAGCGAUGGCGGGGAGGAAAUAGCCGAGGUGUUCAAUGAGCUGCACAGGGACAUCAAGAGGAGGAAGAUGGUGGAGAGUAAGGGCAGGAGGCGCUCGUCUGCCCAGCAGGUCAAGCACGUGUUUAACCGGAUGUUGAACAAAAUCGGGAAUUCCUCUUGAUAUUUACAUGUUCUCUGUGAAAUGGCUUUCAUUGGGAUUUUUUCAUUCAAUGAAAUUUUCUGGCGUAUCUGACAAACAUUUAGUUUCUCAUCAUUAGUCAGUCACAUAAUGCAUAUGGCCACUGUCACAUAAUGCAUAUGUCACAGAAGAACUUUGGUUACUUCAUCACAAAACAGAAUACAACAUCACAGAAUAAAUUUGGCUACAGCACAAAACAAAUUAUCCCGCCACACUACCCUCUGAAAGAACACUAGGCCUACAAAAGCCUACAUAGAGAACUUGCCAUUAUCCCUCUACCACCGAUAUAAACCCAGACCUUGAUUUGGUUUGUUUAUGAUUUGUUGUUAAAGUGAUUGAAUGGAAGUUGUAAAUACACUGAAAUAUGAUGUUACUGCAUGACUAUCUAGUCCGUAAUUGUAUUAUAAUAAAUAAAAUUGUUACCUUCAUGAAAAGUAUUUAUUGUUUGACUUUAAUUUUG
Molecule: messenger RNA, 1441 nt
Organism: Physella acuta
Lineage: Eukaryota; Metazoa; Mollusca; Gastropoda; Physidae
Product: ras-related and estrogen-regulated growth inhibitor
Molecular function (GO): GTPase activity; GTP binding
Source: RefSeq, a predicted model, not a curated record